AUGGCUGAGUUUGAUCCGCUGGAAUAUUAUUCUUUCUCCGACAAGCAACGAGAUACGUCAAUAACGAAACAAAGCUAUGGUCCUAUACGUCUAAUUCAUCAGGCAUCUGCAACCAAAUUGACCGAAUGCAAAGUCGUCCCUUCAGAAGAUAAAACACCCAUUAUUGAUAUUUUAGAUCUUCCAACGAUAUCCUCUAAACCUCCGUAUGAAGUUUUAACUACUAUUUUUAAGUUGCUAGCUCUUGAUGUACAAACAAACUUUGGACCUGGGGUAAUCGAGAGUGAAAUACUACCCGUUCAAAAAAUAUUGAACAAGAAGAAUGUACAAAAGGAUCAGUUUUCAUUCUCAUUAUCGUGGCUUCAGAACCAUCAUUUUGGAGUAGGAAAAUCAUCGGAAACAUUUGCAGGGUUAUAUUACUGGUCCAGAGUCAUUUCGAAGAAUUCAAUGAUCAACUAUUUAACCAAUAUCGUUUCAUCAGAUCUUUCGUAUAUGGAUAAUGAGAAACAAAGAAAUGAGCUUAUGGAACAGGCAGCAAAAUUAAUAGGUGAGAACUCUGGUAGAACUGCUCGAGCUGGAUUUGUUCGUACGAUUAUUGUUCCUGGUUUUGAAAAGGAAGAGAUCAAAAUAAAGGAACCCGCGAUGACAGGAGAUAACAUUGGUAUGAAAACAUGGGGAUCAUCCUUGAUAAUGGCGGAGAAAAUUGUCAAUAACGCAAAAGAAUUGCUCAAAGAACCGAUCUUAGAACUUGGUUCUGGGACUGGUCUCACUGGAAUUAUCUGCAGGAAAUUGGGUUUCAAAAAGGUUCUUUCAACAGAUCUUCCUACUAUUGUACCAAAUUUGAAGGCUAACUUCGUGCUUAAUGGACUGGAAUCUGACUUAUCUAGUUGCAAGGUUUUGGAUUGGUCCAACUUCUCCGGAUUCAGAUCUGAAAAUCCGAACUGCAUGUUUUCGACUAUCAUUUUGAGUGAUCCUAUUUAUUCUGACGAACAUCCAACCUGGAUAUGCAAUGUACUCAAAGAGUUUUUAGUGCGAGAUGAUCCGCAGUCUCGUGUUAUUAUAGAAAUUCCGUUAAGAAGCUUGUUUGAGAAGACAAGGGAGAAUUUUUGGAUACUUUUAGAAGCAAUGGGUUUGAUUGAGACCACGGUUGAAGAAAAUGAAGGUUAUGACGACUUUGGGGAAUAUAAAUUCCUUUUCAAGGUCUAUAAAUGGGGAAAGUAUACACGUGAUUAG
Brettanomyces bruxellensis is the source of this 1230-nucleotide messenger RNA. RefSeq lists its product as uncharacterized. The record is from RefSeq and is a predicted model, not a curated record. NCBI's taxonomy places the organism in Eukaryota, Fungi, Ascomycota, Pichiomycetes, Pichiales, Pichiaceae. The transcript has a single exon. Bases 1 to 1230 code for a protein of 409 amino acids.